Messenger RNA from Lactuca sativa (garden lettuce), 827 nucleotides. RefSeq names its product dirigent protein. NCBI's taxonomy places the organism in Eukaryota, Viridiplantae, Streptophyta, Magnoliopsida, Asterales, Asteraceae. The record is from RefSeq and is a predicted model, not a curated record.
UAGAUCGAGAACCCACAAACCUCUUCUAUAUCUCUCAUUUUUCUGUCUAGCUAGUUGAAUUUCAAGACCUCAAUUAUAGAUGAAACCACCGUACUUUUUUGUUUUCUUCUUCUUCUUCUUUUUAGGAAUAUCAGCAUAUCCAGGCAUAAAAAGACAACACUAUCCAUGCAAAAACUUAGUUUUAUAUUUUCAUGACGUUAUCUAUAAUGGCCAGAAUGCUGCUAAUGCAACUUCUGCUAUUGUAGGCGCACCCCAAUGGGGAAACCUCACAAUAUUAGCAGACAAGUUUCAUUUUGGGAAUAUAGCAGUUUUUGACGAUCCAAUCACAUUAGAUAACAAUUUUCAUUCUGUUCCAGUAGGUCGGGCUCAAGGGAUGUAUUUUUAUGACACCAAGAACACAUUUACUGCUUGGCUAGGGUUUUCCUUUGUGUUGAAUAGUGCACAACAUAAAGGAACCAUAAACUUCAUUGGGGCUGAUCCGAUUAUGGUGAAGAGUAGGGAUAUAUCGGUGGUUGGUGGGACUGGAGAUUUCUUCAUGCAUCGGGGAAUUGCAACUAUUAUGACUGAUUCUUACGAAGGAGAAGUGUACUUCAGGCUUCGUGUUGAUAUCAAGUUUUAUGAAUGUUGGUGAUCACACUCAUCAUAGAGAGUAAAUUAUCUGCCGACUGUAAUAAAAGUCUGGGUUUAUCAAAGCGUGCUGCAAUAAAACAGUCUUUUUUUUUCAUGAGUUUAAAAUGGUCGUGUAAGAUGUUUGAAUGACAUACAUAAUUUUGUUUGUAUGCACGUUAUUCAAGAUUAAUUGCUACGAUAUAUCGACCUUCUUAAUA